AAAGAGUGUUAAAAAAAACAUUUCAACGUUUCCUGCUUCUUUGUUGUGGUUUGUGUGUUUUUUUCAUGGAACAAGUUUAUAAGGAACGAAGAUGAGUGCAAAUUAUCUAUAUAUAAUCACCAUUUCUAUACUCUCAUCGUCGGAUGGUUUUGCAGUAAAACAAAUGAACCUUCUUACCAAAAUCUUUUAAUUAUUCUAUGGUGUUAUUUUCUUGCCAACUUUCCCUUUGAAAUUCAUCCCAAAAGUACCCCAAUAAAAUAUAACAUUAAUCAGAAAAUGUGUUGCAUUUGGUUGGUGAUUGUUGAGGAUAUUGAAGCAAGAUUUUCAUGUCUUAGACUUCAAAUCAAACAAGAAAGCUAGGACAAAGUAAUAAAUAAAUAAAUGAACAUACAGAACCCCAAUUCAAGGAAGUUGAGGUUCUACUGCCUGGUGGUUGAUGUUUCUGACAUAUUUAUUUUACAAGUGAAGAUAACUUCUCUUUUUCCUUUACUUCAUUUGUUGAGUUUGGUGAAAGAAAGUGGAUGGUUAGAUUAACAAGAAACCAACAAAAACAUCAUAUAUUGAAAUCUAAUCAUUUCUCAAUACAAUCUCAAAUCCAAACUAGUAAUCAUUUUCAGAAACAAACACUUCAUUUUCCAAUCUUAAAUAUGGAAAACAAAGAAAACAUCGAAGCUGCCAGAAAGUUCUUAACUUCUAGCUUACAAACAUCGAAAGCUAUUUCUUCUGCAUUAGAUGAGUCUAGUUCAAGAUUGGAGCUUCUUAACAGAAGAUUUGUAUCCAUGCAAGUUUCCCUUAAACCAAUCUCAAUUCAAAAUCUACCAUUUUCUGAUGUUGAACAUGGUAUAGACAGUGUUCUAUGUUCUGUUUCAGCGGUCCACAAGGUGUUAGAAUGUGUUACUCAGUUAAAACAUUCUCUUUCAGCAGAUCCGAGUUCCGAUUUAUUCACAUAUGUUUCAAACACAAAGAAGCUUGAAGAAGCAUUGAAGCUUCUCACUGAUAAUUGUAACUUAGCAUCAGGUUGGUUGAAGAGUGUUUUUGAGUUGUUACAAAACAAAACAACAAUUAGUAUCAAUGAUUCUUACCUAUUGAAUGUUAACAAAUCAUUGAGAAUAUUGCAACAAUUGCAGACCGAAGAGAACCGUGCGCACUUCGAUGGAGGAAGCCUUAGCACUGCCCUUGACAGACUAGAGAUUGCUUUUCACAAACUUCUAAUGGCAAACUCUAUGCCUCUUCCUUUGGUUUCAUUAACAUCACACAUUGAUCAGCAAAACAAUGACGCGAAUCAAGGUUUGGAAUUUCCAUGUUCUUUAAAGAAGAAGUUACAACUCAUCGCGGAGAGAUUAAAUGCAAAUAAUAGGUUAGACAAGUGUCAUGCUAUGUAUGUUGAAGUUCGAGGAACGAAUGCUCGAAGAAGUUUGAAGACUCUAGAUUUGAGCUACCUUGAGAUUUCAACGACCGAGUUUGAGGCUGCGUGUGGAAAGGAGAGUUGCAUAGACAAAUGGGGAAAGGAUUUGAAGUUAGUUGUUAACAAACUUCUUGAGGCUGAAUACAAGCUAUGUACUAUUGUAUUCGAGAAAAUCGGCUCUAAAGCAUGGAUGAGCUGUUUUGCAAAAAUUGCUAUUGAAUCAGGAAUACUUUCAUUCAUCAAAUUUGGAAAGAUUGUUACGGAUAGAAAAAACGACCCUUUUAAGCUGCUGAAUCUGUUGUCAAUGUUCAAAGUCUUGAAUGGUUUAAGACUAAAAUUUAAUCAACUUUUUAGAGGAGAAGCUUGCGAAGAAAUUAGAAUUGUGACAAAAGACCUUAUCACAAGAGUUGUGAAUGGUGUAAUUGAAAUAUUUUGGCAACUUCCUGCACAAGUAAAGUUGCAACGACCGACGUGUCCUCCUGCGGACGGAAGUGUUCCUAAGUUGGUAAGUUUUGUUACUGAUUAUUGUGAUAAGCUUCUUAGUGAUGAGUAUAAGCCAGAUUUGAAUAAGGUAUUGGAAAUAUAUUUUAGUUGGAAAAAUGAACUAUAUGAAGAGGGUAUAGUUUUGAAUCAAAUCUAUAGUAUAAUUAAGGAAGUUGCAGUUAAUUUAGAUGAUUGGUCAAAAGUGUAUGAAGAUGUGAAUUUGUCAUAUUUUUUUAUGAUGAAUAAUCAUUGUCAUUUCUAUAACUUAAGAGGCACUUUAGUUGGAAAUAUGAUGGGAGAUUCUUGGUUAAGUGCACAUGAACAAUACAAAGAGUACUAUGCAGCACUUUACUUGAGGAAUAGUUGGGGAAAUCUUCAAAAUAUUCUUGUAAUUUCAUCCUCUAUGAGUUAUCAAGAUUUGGUUAAGAGAAUAAGUGCUUUUAGUCAAGCUUUUGAUGAAAGGUACAAGAAGCAAUGUAAUUGGAUAAUCCAUGAUGAGGUGUUGAGGACACACAUGUGCAAACAUUUGGUGGAAGGUGUUAUACCAAUCUAUAAGGUUUAUUUGAAGAACUACAUUUUGUCAAUUGAAAGUGAUGAUGUUGUGGUUGACAAGAAACAUGUUAAAUAUACAGUGCAAAGUUUGGAGAAUAGGAUUUGGUCACUAUUUCAACCAAAAGUGAAGAAGAAUGAUAACAUUAAACACAAAGAUUUGAUUAGUCAAAUUAGACAAGUUAGCCAUAAGUUAGGUUUGACUUAAAGUACUCUAUAGUAGUUGUAUAAUAUGUCAUUUUUCUUGUAGGCAGAUUGAAUGUUAAUGUAAUCUAUGAUAAAUUAAUGUUAAUGUAUAGUUUGGAAAGCUUAUUGGUAAGUGCUUGGAGAUCAUAUGUCUGAACGACUGCUCUUGCCAAGAUUCCCCUCCCAUUAUAACCAAGUUUGUGAGAAUCUUUGCAACUUGCAAAAAUAAGUUAGUCAAUGUUUUGCUAGAGAA
This is a messenger RNA of Vicia villosa (hairy vetch), 2876 nucleotides long. RefSeq names its product exocyst complex component EXO70I-like. NCBI's taxonomy places the organism in Eukaryota, Viridiplantae, Streptophyta, Magnoliopsida, Fabales, Fabaceae. The record is from RefSeq and is a predicted model, not a curated record. Gene Ontology annotation, cellular component: exocyst. The transcript has a single exon. Gene Ontology annotation, molecular function: phosphatidylinositol-4,5-bisphosphate binding. Bases 522 to 2645 code for a protein of 707 amino acids. Gene Ontology annotation, biological process: exocytosis.